GCAGGAACCUGCCCAGCCAGUUAAAUGAAAGACAUAUUAGGUUAUCCAUUGCACAUUGUAUAUAUCUUAGGCGCAGCAGAGCUCCUCUGAGCAUUCUCUGGUGGCUCCCUCAUCUUAUAUGUGCUUGUUGAUAGAGUUGGGGAGAGGGAAAUCAACAAUAACUAACCACCACUGCUGAUAAAGGGCAGGCUAACCUUUCACACUUAAGACAAAAAGGUUUAUUGUCUAGGUGUGGAUGUUUACUGUUUCUGGAAAAGUGACAUAUGCUGCAGAAAGGUUAACUGUCAUUGUUGAAUGCAUUCAGAACUAUCUUUUCAGCAGUUUUGACUAUCUCCAAAUAGGAAACCAGUCGUCUAGGAAAACAGCCUUAUAUCAUUAUGUGAUAUGAACUAAAAAAGGAGUCAAGCAGCAAGUAGCACCGACAAAUACAGGACACCAUGAACACUUCUGGGGGUAGCUGUGGAAGUCCCAACUCUGCAGAACCCGCUGCAGAAUGCUUCAAAGAACUGUGGUCCAAACUGAAAGAAUGCCAUGAUAAGGAAGUGAAAGGAUUACAGUUAAAAAUUUCCAAACUGAAAAAGGAAAGGUGUUUAGAUGCAGAGAGGCUUGAAGAGUUUUACACCAAAAACCAACAGCUUAGAGAGCAACAGAAAUCUCUGUAUGACACUAUUACAGUUUUGGAAGAUCGUUUAAGAGCUGGGUUAUGUGAUCGUUGUGCAGUAACUGAAGAGCAUAUGAAGAAGAAACAGCAGGAAUUUGAAAAUAUCCGACAGCAAAAUCUUAAACUGAUCACUGAACUGAUGAAUGAAAGAAACAAUUUACAAGAUGAAAAUAAAAAAAUUUCUGAACAGCUUCAGCAGAUGCAGCAAAGGACAGAACAGCAAGAUGAAGAUAUGAAGGGAUUUAUACCAGACUCACCAGUUCAAACGCUUUCACUUUCACUGGUUAACCGAAUGCGCCGAAAAAGAGAGAAUAGGCAUGUACGAUACACAGAACAGAAGUGUACAGUGUCAGAACAAAAAGGACGAACUAAGGACCUUGGGAAGGUUGCAUUAUUAUCAACUCAGAAUGACGUUCAUCCCAGUGAAGCAAUAUUGGUGGCAGAUACCUGCGAUCUACAGUGUUCACCAGUAUCAAAUGAAAAAGGAACAGGAGACCCGGCCAGAACAUCGCCAUUUGACUUGGCUGCAGUUGUUGCAGAAACACUUGGACUUGAUAAUCCCAAUAAACAGGGAGAUUCCAUAAAGCAGAUGGCUCAUGGAUUACCAAGACGCAAUGGUGAAACUAUGGGGUUUUCAGAUCCAUCAAAGAACACUCCUCCGCCUACAGACUGGGAUUCUAAAUCACUCUCUCCUCUCUUGGGGGCUUCCUCAUCAACUAACAUGAAGAAAAGCCUGGGCCUGAAUUCAAGUCUUUCCCCUUCAGUGUUAGCAACUGGACAGAAGUCAAAUCUGAAAGUCAACUCCAUCAACAAUUCCUGUUAUUCUAGAUCUGAGAAAGUGAGGUCAAAAUCUGAGGAGAUCGCUUUUGUUGCUCCUCUUAACCUUGGAAUUGAAGUAGCCUCUGUUAUCAGCCAGGUUCCAACCAGUCGGCAAGUGGUUCUGAAACCAAGUUCAGAUGAGCCCAUCACAUGUGUCACUAACACACAUUCAGAUAAAGAUGGAAAUAUCAAGAAUGAUUUCCUUCCCACACUACAGAAACCACUGGUAAGCAGAAGCACUAAAAGGAAGAAAUCUGAAGAGAAAAGUGGGCAUGUAAUUGGCUGUGGAAAAGAAAAUGCCCUCCCAACCCAAAUCGACAUUCCUUCUGCUGCCACGAAAGAUAAUGCAGCUGACCGGCCCCUAGAUCUGUCUGACAAUUUUGCAUGUUUUCAGUCUCAAGAAAAAAACCACACGUCUUCUGAGCUGUCCAAAUCCAGGCUGAGACAGGCAACUCUUCAUGAUGUUGUUCAACCACAAGGGAAAGAUACUUUAUCCUUUAAAAGCAUCAAUGGUAACUACAUAGCAAACAAGGAUUUGGAAGAGGAUUCCUCUGUGCAGGAAGCAAUCCUGAAAUCUCUGAGCAAAGCACCUCCAGAGGUUGCUCAUGUCUGUGAACCAACUGGUAAGAAAAUAAGGACAGGGCUUGGAAUGGGGGAACCAGCAUCGGUGCUGCAGCCAAAUCCUUGCAGAGUGACAAGAACUGCACAACAACACAAUCAACAAGAUAAGCCUUCCUUGGAAAGCAUGCAGUGGAGUAUAGAUCCAGGAGCAGACCUUUCCCAGUAUAAAAUGGAUGUAACUCUAAUAGACACAAAAGAAAGUACCCAAUCAAGAAUUGAAGCAGAGACUGUAGAUAUGGAAUAUACAUAUGUCAGUGAAAGUAUUCUACUUAGAUUGAAAAAUCAGGAAAAGAAAGCAACGAUCUGUCCACAAACUGAAAGAAGAAAGAAUGGUGACUUAACAGAUAUAUUUGAUCAGACAUCACAUGAAGAAUACAACUCCUAUUUAGAAGAUGAUAAUUUUCCAGAAUGUAACAAUAAAGACGUGUCUCAGGAGCAAGGGAAAGAAAAUAAGACAAUAUCCGCAGUAAAAGAAAACCAACAGAGGCAUGAAGACAAAAAAGAUAAAACCAAACAGAAGGCUUUUGUUGAACCCUAUUUUAAAAGUGAUGAAAGGAAUAACUCUGCAUUAGAUUUUCCUCAUGUUGAGGUUGUUCGUAAGAGAGAUGAGAGAAGAAAAUUACCUGGCCAUACUUGUAAGGAAUGUGAAAUGUAUUAUGCAGAUUUUCCUGAAGGAGAGAAAGAGAAGAGGUUGGCCGCCUGUUCGAGGCAUCGAUCUCGCUACGUUCCUCCUGACACACCAGAGAAUUUCUGGGAGAUUGGAUUUCCUUCUACCCAAACGUGUGUUGAAAGAGGUUACAUAAAAGAAGACCUUGCUCCCUGCCCACGUCCUAAAAGAAGGCAACCUUAUAAUGUGACUUUUUCUCCAAAAAGCAAAGAGCAAAAAACAUAAUUGAAAACUGAAAAAUGUCAAUACAAAUCUUCUGUAUCAGUUGGUAUUUAUAACCAUUAGAAAAACUGGAUAAAAGUAUUGUUCAUUGAGUAUUUCUCUCUUUUCAAAAGACCAAUUAUUUUGGGAAAUCACUUCCCUUUGAACUAUCAUUUGAUUAUUUGGAGCGACAAAUGCAACUAUUUAAUGUAUAUAGAUGUAUUGUUUUAUGUGUAUAUUUCAUUGUGCUUCAUCAUGAUUUUGCACCUUUCACUUAGGAGAGCCAGUAGCUGUUUUAUGGGUGCCUGCGGUUCAGUUUCCAUGCUGGUUGUACUCAAUUGGUCCAAGUUGAUGUUUUGGGUCAACCAAAAUUGCAGAGAUUCAGUUGUGCUCCAGGAGAUUCCUGUGAACCACAAUCAGAAUCUUAAUAGGGUGCUUCCAUUUUGCACUGGGUAACUUAAAAAUGUUUAACCAAUUCUGUUUUGUAAUAAAUUGUGGAGGCGGAUAAUAAAUAUUGAUUUUCUUAAUAA
Molecule: messenger RNA, 3499 nt
Organism: Sphaerodactylus townsendi
Lineage: Eukaryota; Metazoa; Chordata; Lepidosauria; Squamata; Sphaerodactylidae
Gene: RBBP8
Product: RB binding protein 8, endonuclease
Exons: 20
Coding region: 438-2993 (851 amino acids)
Biological process (GO): double-strand break repair via homologous recombination; DNA double-strand break processing involved in repair via single-strand annealing
Cellular component (GO): site of double-strand break
Molecular function (GO): flap-structured DNA binding; double-stranded DNA binding; Y-form DNA binding
Source: RefSeq, a predicted model, not a curated record